Messenger RNA from Rhipicephalus sanguineus (brown dog tick), 2558 nucleotides. Its product is annotated as endothelin-converting enzyme 1-like. Bases 1 to 2517 code for a protein of 838 amino acids. Gene Ontology annotation, biological process: protein processing. The transcript is spliced from 9 exons. Gene Ontology annotation, cellular component: plasma membrane. Gene Ontology annotation, molecular function: metalloendopeptidase activity. NCBI's taxonomy places the organism in Eukaryota, Metazoa, Arthropoda, Arachnida, Ixodida, Ixodidae. The record is from RefSeq and is a predicted model, not a curated record.
AUGGCGUCUCCCGUCAAGGCAGAGAGCUCACAGCGCCGAAAAUCGAGCCAAGAGCGGCGUCAAGCAGCAUGCGAUGAUCCACCCCGACAUGGCAUCCGACAUGUGGUCGACCAGCCGUUCCAGGCACAGCAGACCGGACCUCGGAAAGAUUCCGAUCAGCUUCGGAAGAUCGGCGCCGAGAGGACGUCAGACGGUCACGAAUAUUCUGUGGCUAUCGGAGGGCGCAAAGCGUCCAAAGAGCCGCAGCACCCCGUCGGCAUUUCUAGGCGGGCAUCCGACGAACUGAAUCCGCGAGCUGUUCGAAAAGUGACCGCUUACGGACAGCAUCCUCAGACGCAGCACUCUCGGUCCGUGCCGACCUUGCCGGACUCGUCGGGUCGAGCCAGCUACAUGGAGUCCAACACGCGCUACAGCAGCGCCGCAGGUUCUGGCACCGAGAGCUGCCGCCGUACGUCUUUGCCACCUGCCGUCGUUGCCGCGGCAGCGGCAGCCUUGAACACUCCGUCCUCGGCACGUCGGACGUCCCUAGGCAGCCGCAUAUCGAGUGGCGCCAUGAAACCUUCGACCAUAAUCUUCUACACCCUGGUCGCCGUGCUGUGCUUGUUGGUGACUCUGGCCGUUCUGUUCUCCUUGCUGUCGUCGAUCCUGGACAGCGGCGACACGGACCAACCAGCUACGUGCACAACCCACGCGUGCCGCGAGUACGCUCUGCGGCUCAUCGCCUCGAUCAACUCGUCGGUAGACCCGUGCCACAGCUUCACGCGCUUUGUGUGCGACGGCUGGCGGCGUCGCCAGUUGUUUGGCGUCCAGGAGGAGGCCUUUGGUGCCGCCAACGAGAGGAUCGCGCGCAUCGUGCGCACCAUUGACGUACCGCCUACGGGACAGAACCCGCUCCAGAGGGCGGCCAUGUUGUACAAGAGCUGCGUCGCCGUGCUGACAACACCGACGGGCGAACUCGACGCCGUGAAGGCUGCACUUCGCGCCGCCGGCGUAAUGUGGCCUCACCGACCGCCACCUGCAGGAAGGAGGGACCUGCUGCGCAUGAUGUUCCAUUGCGACUACACGCUUGGAUGGGGCGCCGUGUUCCGUGUGGACCCCGAGUUGUACGAGAAUUCGACCAAGGCGUACGUGCUAACCGAUUCGGGCUUCAACUUCAUCGUGCGCAAGUACAACGAACGGAGCACGCAGGCGCACCGCGUGCACUAUUUCACUCGUCUUCGGAACGCGUUCAGAGACACGGACGAAGGAGUGGCGGAUGUCGUUACCUUCGAGGAGAUGCAACAGCUGGAUGACAAGAUGUUCAGUCCGCUGAUAGCAGACUUCUACAGGAACGCUCCGAAACCCACGAAGAUUCCGGAUGACGUGGUGUACAGCUCAUCGGCCAACCUGUCAAUGGACCGGUGGACGGAGGUCAUGAAGCGUGAAAGAGUCGUGAUGGUCGGGAAAGUGGAAUUCCGCACGUGGAACCUGCCCUUCUUCAGCACCUUCGUCAGCCUGUUGGCGCGCCACGGGGAGCUGGACAUGUACGCCUACGUAUCCUGGUGCACGGUGCAGGUGGCGGCGCUAUUUGCCAAUGGUGAACUCAUCGUUAACUUCUACGGACAUCCACAGCGAGCGCUGAUCUUUCACGGCGCCUUCUGCCUAAGCCGCGCCUACAUCGCCGCUGGCAAGGCGCUGUUGAAGAACUACGCCCGCGAGAUACUACCGGCGGUGGCACGCUCCCAUGCGGAAUCCCUCACGUUGAACGUGCAAACGGCAUUUUUGGAACGCCUGACCACCUGGGCCGACUACAAUGCCGACGUGAGCAUGAUGAGGUCGUGGAACUCCACCUUGCUGUCUUUCAGCAUCUUUGCGCCGAAGCCCGAGAAUGAGUUCCCCGACGUCAUCGUUGGAGAGAUGGGCGACUCGUUCCUGCAAAACUGGCGCAACGCUUGGUUGUCGCGUACCUUCUUCCGCGGCUUCGACAUCAAGAUCGCCAUAACGGCCAUCGAGACGUUGGCAUUCUCUUCCGACCUUGAGUAUAGAAAGGACUAUAUCUUGCUGCCAUACGUCUUCUCGUUUCCCUACUACGACAUGAACGCCAUGGCUUCCAUCAACUACGGAGGCUUUGGCACUCAGGUGGCCUUCGCCGUGGGCCAAAGGCUUCACAGUACGUACCUCAGCGCAGACGCCGGGGGCGCCUCGUUCAGCACGUUCCUGUCGUGCAUCUCGAACGUCUCGCUCUCCACCCAAGUUAAGGAUGCACCUUCGCUGUUUGCCGAGGUCGCCUCCCUGGGCGCCGUAGUCGACGCGUACCGCAACACCAGCGAUACCCAACGCCUCGUCCACUUGGAAGGUCUGACGGGCGAUCAGCUGCUUUUCAUCGCCAUUUGCUACGCCAAGUGCAUCGGAAGCUAUUACGUCGUCCACGAUUUGAUGUGCGACGCGGUGCUGCAGAACUUGCCGGAGUUCUCCGAGGCCUUUCAUUGCGCGCCAGGGACACCCAUGAACCCGCACCAGCAGUGCAGACUUCUUUGAUGGGAGCCUCUUGGUUUGGGACGCAUGCAUGACAGAUGCGU